AUGAGGGUUCUUUUAGCAGCUGCAGUUUAUAUUCCAUUCAUCACAGCUCUCGAAAGGAUUCCUCUAAUUCGAUUUAAAUCUAUCAGAGCACAGCUUAAAGAAAGAGGAGAAUUGGAACAGUUUUGGAAAGAUCAUCAACUGGACAUUUUUUCACGGAGGCACCUGUAUUGCUUCCCUUCAGAUAUUCGUUUAUCUGCAGGAUCUACAACUGAAUCGCUAUAUGACUACAUGAAUGCCCAGUACUAUGGAGAAGUGAGUGUUGGUACUCCACCCCAGACAUUCACCGUGGUGUUUGACACUGGCUCUUCCAAUUUUUGGAUCCCAUCAGCAUAUUGCAUCAGCGAUGCUUGCAGGAUGCAUCAAAAAUUCAAGCCAUUUCUUUCACAGUCCUACACACAUGGAGGGCGACAGUUUUUUAUACAAUAUGGUACUGGUGAGCUGAUGGGCAUCUUUUCCAGAGACACAGUACAGAUUAGCAACAUUUCUGUUGUGGGUCAGGAUUUUGGAGAGUCCAUCCUCGAGCCUGGCAAGACUUUUGCUGAAGCAAAAUUCGAUGGCAUCAUGGGCUUAGGAUAUCCAUCCUUGUCCGAAGGGGGAACACUUCCAGUAUUUGACAAUAUAAUGCAGCAAGGUUUGGUAGAGGAGCCGGUAUUUUCUUUCUACUUGAACAGAGGAGAUAACACUGAAAACGGGGGUGAAUUGAUAUUAGGGGGCAUAGACCAUUCUCUGUACCAUGGGUCAAUUCAUUGGGUUCCAGUCACUGUAAGAAGAUACUGGCAAAUUCACAUUGACAAUGUCAGAUCCCAGGAACAAUCAAUAUGUGAUUCUGGCUGUGAGGCCAUUGUAGAUUCGGGCACUUCUCUCAUUUUGGGCCCAGCCAAAAAGAUAAAAUGGAUACAAGAAAAAAUCGGAGCCAGCCCAAGCAUGUUCGGAGAGUUUCUCGUGGACUGCAGAAGGAUGCCCUACCUGCCCACGAUAACAUUUACCAUUGGAGGGAGAAAAUUCGAAAUAACAGCAGAGCACUAUAUUAUCAAGGAGAUGAUUGAAGAUGAAGUUGUGUGCAUAAGUGGUUUUCAGACUCAGCAAAUGGACACCAGCGAUGAACCAGCAUGGAUUCUGGGAGAUGUAUUUAUGUCAGCAUUUUACUGUAUUUUUGAUCGCGGGAACAAUAGGGUUGGAUUUGCAAAAGCUGCUCAUAAACGAGUGAAUGGAGUAUAGAAAUUUGCAUCAUGUUUAUAACCUUCCUCUAUUGCAAUAUGUACAAAUAAUUUUUGAUGUUAGGUGGAAGAUGGGAAAGAGGGAGUGAAGAGGGCUUAAAAUUAUGGAGCCAAAAUUUGUAGCAGGAUCCUCCUCUGUUGUGUGUCUGUAGUUGAGUUGUACAAUUAUUUAAUCAGUGAUCUGAUUUAAUCCCAAAACUCCUUUAAAAGCAAUCUCAUAAAUGUGGUAUAGUUUCUGAACAAUGGCUGGUUGACAUCUACACUACACUGUGCUGGUUCAACAGUGUUGACAUCCAGACUAACACUGUGCUGUUGCACAAUGCAGGGAGAGAAGAUUUUUUUUACAGACUUCUCUUCCCUCUGAAGCCCAUUGACUCCCCAAAAUAUGUCCCUGAUGGAUAGGAUGUAUUUUCGGGAGCCAUUGUGGGCUUUAGAGAAAAAAGGAGAGUUUCGGAAUUGUCCCUCUCCCUCUUGUGUAAGAGUGCAGCGUUAUUCUGGAUAUCAGCACUGUUGCGCCACCACAGUGUAGUGUGGAUUUCAGCCAAGGAAAUGAACUCAUAUAGUCUACUUCUAUGCAGGUUUGCUCAUAAAUAAGUGUAUUUUCAAAUAUAUGUCUGCAUGCAUAGGAUUGCAGUCUUAAUCUGUUGACUAGGAUUCUUUUCUGGGAAAGGGAGAGCAUCAUUGAAGGAAGCUGGCUAAUGAAUGGAAAUGGCAGCCUAAUUGGAGUUUGACUCGGCUUCUGCUACAAACUCAUAUUUUUUUCAGAGCUCAGCUCUGUGGGUCAAAGGGGAAGUACUGAACCUGGACUGUAAGUUGGACUGAACUUAGUGAGGUCAUUUCUAGAGAAGUCCAACUACUCUAAGAAUGCUAUGAAUGUCUUCACCCACUGUAUAUUAAUGGCAUGUUUCUUUUCUUAAUGCAGAAGUAGGGUACCAGCCUAAUUGGAAAAAAAAAAGUUGUUCUGGGAAACUGGGAUUCUCCUUCCUCCCAGUGCUGGUAAGGGGAAAAAGAGUUCUGGUUUGUCUGGAACAAUUCUUUGUGUUGUGUUGUAGGUAAGCAAAAACACUGUUGAUUUAAGUUCCAUGUGAAAAUGUUAUCAGUUCCAUGUGAAGUGAAUAUGUCUUAGUCUGGAAUGUGUGUCCAUUGUGUCCAUUCCAUGUAUGUGGAAUGUGCAGUGGGAGAGAAACAAUUUGUAAACUGAAUGUAUACUCUAGCCAAUGCAGGUUUCAGCUGUGGAAAUUCCCAUCACCAAUGUAAUUAUCACUUCCUAAAAUGGCAGAAAAAUGCCCAAGUCUCUCCCUUUUAAAAUCCAGAUUUGUGCUGUCUCUCAGUAAGAGGUCAUUCACAUAACUGGGCAGGCAGGGCAGAGGGCGGGCAGGGGGGAAAGGCUGAUUUUACUCACUUCCCCCCUAGUUGACUGCUGCCUGUUCCUGGGAGUGCAGACCACGCUCCCAGAUGAUCCAUGCUGCAUGUCUGCAGUGUGGAGUUCCAGAGGUUGGGAUGACAUGUCCUGGCCUCCAGAGAUCCCACUGUGCAGGGGAUCCUCUGGGGCUAAACAUAGCCCAGCAAGCACACGAUCCCAGAGCCCAGGUUAAGGGCUCGCUCAAGUCCUUAACCCUGGCUAAGAGCCAGGCUACAAAGAGGAGCUAGGCGGUACUGCCCAAGUGAGAUUGGUCUUGAUCCUGGCGAUACUCAUGCAUAGGCUAAUCCAGGCUGGAAGCUGUGGAGGCAGCUGAACGGCGGCCUGCGUCCGGCCCUGCUUGGCGGCCCCCUCCACAUUCGCCCGUGCACAUGAUGGCUCAGGCUCUGGAGGAGCCCAAAGCAAACUCCCCACUCCUGCCCUGGCUAGCGAG
Molecule: messenger RNA, 3070 nt
Organism: Hemicordylus capensis (graceful crag lizard)
Lineage: Eukaryota; Metazoa; Chordata; Lepidosauria; Squamata; Cordylidae
Product: cathepsin E-like
Exons: 9
Coding region: 1-1218 (405 amino acids)
Biological process (GO): proteolysis
Molecular function (GO): aspartic-type endopeptidase activity
Source: RefSeq, a predicted model, not a curated record